AUGUCGUUCGUGGUCAGAAAUUUCCAGAAAUAUUUUCUCUCUGAGAAACCAAUCACCCCUCCGGGGAUUGCCAGUGUUAGUGACCUCAAUCUAUCCUUUGAUGUCAAGCAGUCUUUCCAGAAGUUGAAGAAUUAUGAAUUCACAAAAACAGAGAUUUUACAUUAUGGAUUCUUAUCUCUUGUUAUUGUGUUUGCUUUUGUCAUUGCUCCUGCCCCCUUCGUUUUAAAAUUUCUUGCUGCUUGUUUAUUCGUGUUGAUUCUCUCAGUUCCUUUGACCAGCCAGUUUUUCCUUAACGCUUUGCCGAUUUUGGCGUGGUUGGCACUUUUUUUUGUCACUGGAAAAAUUCCUGCCGACGUCAGACCUCCUAUUUCUGUGCAAACGUUGCCUGCCAUAGAAACCAUUUUUUACGGGGACAAUUUAUCCGAUGUGUUGGCAACAUACACUGCUUCGGUGUUGGAUAUUUUAGCUUGGGUGCCAUAUGGUUUGAUUCAUUUUGCUUUCCCUUUUGUGUUGGCCGGGCUUUUGUUUUUGUUUGGUCCACCGACUUGCUUGAGAGCUUACGCAUUCGCCUUUGGUUACAUGAAUUUGUUUGGAGUCUUGGUACAAAUCAUGUUUCCUGCCGCUCCUCCUUGGUACAAAAUUAUUAAUGGGUUGUCACCGGCUAAUUACUCCAUGGGUGGUUCCCCUGGUGGUUUAGCUCGGAUCGACACUCUCUUAGGGGUGGAUAUGUACACUUCUACAUUUACCAAUGCCCCAGUUCCUUUUGGUGCUUUCCCUUCUUUACAUUCUGGAUGUGCCACCAUGGAAACAAUGUUCUUGAGCUAUUUAUUCCCAAAGUUUGCCAUUGUGUGGUGGGGCUACACCAUGUGGCUUUGGUGGUGUACCAUGUAUUUAACACAUCAUUAUUUUAUCGACUUGAUUGCUGGGGCCUGUCUUACGUUUAUGGUUUACACUUAUACCAAAUAUAAUCAUUUGCCUGUCCUUGAUACUAACAAGUUUUGUCGUUGGUCAUAUGCUGAAAUUACAAAACCAGACAUUCAUUUGAUAGAUCCAUUGUCUUCCAAUACAUAUGAGCACUUGAACAGUAACAUGGAUGACCUUGAAAAUAACUAUGUUACCAGGGAUAAUCCUAAUGAAGAAUUUGAAAUGAGCUCGCUUGUUUCUAGAAGCUCAGUAUCUUCAUCAAGACUUUCACUUAAUUUGGCGUCUCCACGCUCCAUGAAUGCCAGAAAUUCGGCAAACAUUAAUGGACCACCGAUUCUCAAUACCACUUUUGAUGUCGAUGCCAUGGGUUCAUCUGCUCCUCCAAGUGCAAUUUCAUCAAUCUAUGACCCAGCACAAACUAACGGUGGCUCUCCUAGUGUCUUGAGCUUUGGUACUUUAGGCACCUCACCAGCUACUUCAGUGUUUGAUAGUACUGCACAUGGUAGCAGAGGCAGAGGUGACGAUGACAAUGUUUCGAUUACUUCAUCUAAGACUUCCAUUGAUUUGAAUUUUGACAGAGCCCACGCUCAAAAUUUGUUCAAGAGCCCAGGAAAGAGAGAUUAG
Messenger RNA from Saccharomycopsis crataegensis, 1548 nucleotides. It is a transcript of the gene AUR1, whose product is annotated as inositol phosphorylceramide synthase. Bases 1 to 1548 code for a protein of 515 amino acids. Gene Ontology annotation, biological process: sphingolipid biosynthetic process; inositol phosphoceramide metabolic process. The record is from RefSeq and is a predicted model, not a curated record. Gene Ontology annotation, cellular component: inositol phosphoceramide synthase complex. Gene Ontology annotation, molecular function: inositol phosphoceramide synthase activity. The transcript has a single exon. NCBI's taxonomy places the organism in Eukaryota, Fungi, Ascomycota, Saccharomycetes, Ascoideales, Saccharomycopsidaceae.